Molecule: messenger RNA, 825 nt
Organism: Mycena citricolor
Lineage: Eukaryota; Fungi; Basidiomycota; Agaricomycetes; Agaricales; Mycenaceae
Source: the annotation of a GenBank genome assembly
UGCAGCUUAGAUCUUCUCGUCAUUUUUGCUGUUGGUUCAUGUGUCGGACUUUCCAAAGGUCUCCUUGUCCGCAUGUUUUCGAUCAUCUCCAGCGCUCUCUCCCUGUUCGUUCAAUCGGCCGACGUCAACGAUGAUCUACCGGCUACCCCAACGGGCCCGGACCGCAUCACCACGGCAUACACAGUCCUCCUUCGCUUCCUCCCGCCGGAACUCGUUCUCAUCGUGGUCGAACUCAGCGAUCUGACCCACGUGGAGGACAUACGAGCAGAGCGACUUGUAGCUGCAGCAUCGCACGCUGCGCAAAACGAUGCGCACCACGUCUAUCUUGUGUCGAAACCUAUUCUGCGUGGAUGCGGGCCAGCGGAUGAGGUUAUAGCUGAGGGUGGGAUUCCGCUGCGAAUCAAAAGCGUUGAGUAUGUCAUCAAGAGUCGGGACCAGGGAUGGUGUAGCGAUGCUAGUCUUCAAGGCACAUACCGCGGCUCUAGCUGGUUCGAAGCUGCCAUCCUGCGCCUUCCGGAUGGCCACCGACCCGUAUCUCACAAGAACUACGAACCCGACUUUGAGGUCCCAGUAACUGACGACCACAAUGCGACACGUUGGCUGUUGCAAAAGAACUUUUGCGGUUCUAGCGACAUUCGAGAGCACUCUAUCAUUUGGAGCUCGGAAGAAUCGCCUGCGGAGUCUCCAUGGCUCGAGACAGGUGCCGGUAAUGGCGACGGUUUCGUGCAGAAACUGAGACACGGCGACUGCAUUGCCGUCUUUGCACGAGCGCGGGCAAGUUCUCCCGCACCUUUCUCAAUUAGCACUGAUGCCUGCCACCAAUAG